AUGACCCACCCCUGGCGCUCCGACCGCCUCAUCUACCGCGCCGUCGAAGUCGAAGACGAGCCCUUCCUCUCCUCUCUCUCCAACGACGGCGAGUCCUUCAUGAACGCCGCCCCCUUCAUCCCCACCCCGCACGGCAAAGAAUCCGCGAAAAACUACCGCGAAUGGAUCACCUCGCAACUCAUGUCCGCCGUCGUCUGCUUGCCACCACCCGUCACGGAUCCCACCACCCUAGCGGCGGACGACAAGACGAACAAACCCAUCCCCAUCGGCGUCGUCAAUCUUAUGAAAGACGACCCGCGGUUCGUUCAUAUCCGGCGGAGUGAGAUUGGAAUUACGAUCGCGAGAGGUUAUCAAGGCAAAGGAUGGGUGUUAAACUUUGGGUUCCGACAUUGCAAUUUGCAUCGGGUUGCUAUCUCGGCGUUUGAGUAUAAUGAGGGAGCGAUAAGGUUGUAUGAGCGGUUGGGGUUCCAGGUUGAAGGGAGGAAGAGGGAUUUCUUGUGGCAUGAUGGACGAUAUUGGGAGAUGGUGGAGAUGGCGAUGUUGGAGGACGAGUGGCGGGAGUUGUAUGGGAGCAAGUGA
This is a messenger RNA of Saxophila tyrrhenica, 579 nucleotides long. RefSeq lists its product as uncharacterized. The record is from RefSeq and is a predicted model, not a curated record. The coding region runs from base 1 to 579 and encodes 192 amino acids. The transcript is spliced from 2 exons. Lineage: Eukaryota; Fungi; Ascomycota; Dothideomycetes; Mycosphaerellales; Extremaceae. Gene Ontology annotation, molecular function: acyltransferase activity, transferring groups other than amino-acyl groups.